Messenger RNA from Alternaria atra, 432 nucleotides. RefSeq lists its product as uncharacterized. The transcript has 2 exons. Bases 1 to 432 code for a protein of 143 amino acids. Lineage: Eukaryota; Fungi; Ascomycota; Dothideomycetes; Pleosporales; Pleosporaceae. The record is from RefSeq and is a predicted model, not a curated record.
AUGCACUUUUCUACCCUCAUCGCUGUCGUAGCUCCCGCCAUCAUCACCGUCAGUGCGAAAUGCUACAACAACGACGGUGCAGGAUGGGGCGGAAGCCGCCAGUCUGCCAACAACGCCGCUGAUGCGGUCUGCUACAAUGGCGACGGCGGCCUAGCCGGCAACUUCGCCGGAACGAAGUCCGCUUGCCGAAACAUAGGCGAUAACCUCAAAGCUUUAUUUUUUGUCACUGGGAACGGAUAUCUUAGUGAACAGGAUUGCAAGUUCGGUCUCAAGGAGGAGAUCAAUGGAUGUGGAUGGGGCGGCGAGGCCCAGCAUGGAGCGUACUAUUACAGGUACGCAUCAUCGCUAUAUCGUUUCCAGCGCGGGCGAUCAAAAGACCCCGUACUAACUUUUGGUAUCAACAGGUCUGAUGCCGAGUAUGGGUCAUGCUAG